Zingiber officinale is the source of this 1940-nucleotide messenger RNA. Its product is annotated as serine carboxypeptidase-like 18. Gene Ontology annotation, biological process: proteolysis; secondary metabolic process. Gene Ontology annotation, molecular function: serine-type carboxypeptidase activity; acyltransferase activity, transferring groups other than amino-acyl groups. The record is from RefSeq and is a predicted model, not a curated record. NCBI's taxonomy places the organism in Eukaryota, Viridiplantae, Streptophyta, Magnoliopsida, Zingiberales, Zingiberaceae. The coding region runs from base 107 to 1507 and encodes 466 amino acids. The transcript has 14 exons.
GAAACGAAAAAUCAUAUUGGGCACAAUUUUGCAGAUUUCUCCGAUAGGAUUCUGAUACUUCUUCCUCCCCGGGAUUGUGAUCUUGCAAUCAGCCAGGAAGAAGAAGAUGAUGGCGAACGCUCCCCUGUUUUUUCCACUCAUCUUCAUCUGUUUCUUCUCCUCUGCUCCAUCGGCCUCGGUGAUCACCCAUUUGCCUGGAUUCCGAGGCUCAUUGCCCUUCUACUUAGAGACAGGGUACGUGGAGGUGGACAGGGAGAACGGUGGCGAGUUGUUCUACUACUUCAUCCAGUCGGAGAGCAAGCCGGCGGAGGACCCUCUGUUCCUCUGGCUCACCGGCGGUCCCAGGUGCUCUGCCUUCUGCGGCUUGGUCUUCGAAAUCGGUCCCCUGAAAUUUGUGACAGCCGAGUACAACGGGAGCUUGCCGAGCUUAGUGUACAAUCCCUAUUCCUGGACCAAGGUAGCCAACGUGAUCUUUGUAGAUUCCCCAACGGGUUCUGGAUUCUCAUACUCGAGGAAAAAUGAAGGGUAUGAUGCCAACGACACGUCUUGGUCUGAACAGGCUUAUAAGUUUCUCAUACAGUGGCUUGUUGAGCACCCACAAUUCAUCUCCAAUCCCCUCUACAUUGCUGGGGAUUCAUAUGCUGGAAAAAUUGUACCUAUUGUGGCUAAAAGAGUGAUGGAUGAUAUUGAUGAAGGGAAAGAAUCACUAUUUAACCUCCAGGGUUAUUUGGUUGGCAACCCAUUCACAGGAGGAGAAGUAGAUAGGAAUUCUCAAAUACCUUAUGCUCACAACAUGGGGAUCAUUUCUGAUGACUUAUUUGAGAUGACACAAAGAAGCUGUGUAGGACAAGAUUAUCGAACUCCCACCAAUUCGCAAUGUGCGAAGUAUCUUGACACAAAUGACAAUUUCUAUUCAGAAAUUAAUCAGGGUCACAUUUUGGAAAUGGUAUGUGCUCCUGACUUUGAAACCGACCCACUGCAUCGUUGUAUGCGUGCGACUUCUGAUGAGAGAAACUCGAAGCAGAACUUGCAUUUUCUUCAACCACCCCCAUUGCCUGACCUUAGUUGUCGGACUUAUGCCUAUGUUCUAUCAUACUAUUGGGCUAACAGUAAGACUGUGAGGAAAGCCCUCGACAUCAAACAGGGGACAAUUAAAGAAUGGGUGAGGUGCAAUUUUACCUUACCAUACACAUACAGAUACGACAGUAACAUCGACUAUCAUCUUAGCCUUUUGCAAAGAGGCUAUCGUGCUUUGGUUUACAGUGGUGAUCAUGACUUGGUGAUACCCUUUCCGGGGACAAGACAAUGGAUAAAGUCUUUGAAUUCUUCUAUCAUCGAUAAUUGGAGGUCUUGGCUUGUCGAUGGUCAAGUUGCAGGGUACACAAUGGCAUAUUCUAACAAUUUGACAUUUGCAACGGUAAAGGGUGCUGGUCACACAGCUCCAGAGUACAAACCGAAAGAAUGCCAAGCUAUGAUCUCAAGGUGGAUUGCAAAUGUACCUCUAUGAUAUGUUCUUCCCUACAUCACGAAGGCUCAUCUUAAUACGAAGAUGAUUCAUUAAAAAAAAGCACCAAAAUACCACACCACAAUGGCGGUGACUGCUUUGUAUAUCAUCCAUGGUCACUUAUUUUAAAGAUAUAUUAAUAAUAAUCUUAGACUUUGUGUAUAAGGAAAAAAGUGAAAAUAGAGUCCAUACGAGUGCCCAAUUAGUUAGAGGAUGAUAGUUUUACUAGAAUGGAAUAAGGGGUCAAUUCUCGACUGGCGCAUGACAUCAAGGAAAAAAAACUUCUUCCCCUUCUAGCCACUUGAUGAUUGGUUAUAAGUUGAUUAUGUAGUUUACUUCUCUUCACAUAAUUUGGGGACAGAUUGUGAGAGACGAUUGAAGUGUACGUAAUCAUCUUUUGUUACAAUAAAAUUGUGAAAAUAGUUAUUGUCUUUAA